UGGAUGAAGCUGCGGGCGCGGCGAGGGUGAGACAAGCCAACUGUAGAGCCCGUCUGGCCCAGUGCACACUCCCGUGAACCUCGGCGGAGGAGGAGGCGGAGGCGGAGGCAGGCAGCUACCAUGGGCCAUGAGACUCUGUUGCCGCCAACAUGACCGCAGCCGGCUCCUGCAGCGCACGCAGACCAUGUUCCAUGUUUUUUUUAGGUCUAUCUUUGGAAUUCCUUCACUGAUCCUUGUUCUGUUACCAGUAACUUCUUCUGAUUGUGAGAUUGAAGAUAAAAAUAAAAUAAUCCAAGAGUAUACGAAUAUCUUAUAUGUCAACAUUGAGAAUUUGGAGAAGAUGACAAACAAUGCUAGCAAUUGCUCGAAUAAAGAAUAUAGCUCAUUAAAAAAUCACACAUGUGAUGAUAAUAAGGAAAUUAUGUUUAUAGUUCAUGUGACAUGUAAGUUGAAGCAACUUGUGAAGGCUAAUAUCACUGAGCACUCUGACGAUUACUUAGAAGCAUAUUCACAUCACGCAUUAGAGAUGUUGAAGGGAUGCAAAUGUGAUGAGGAGAAAGGAAAAAAAGCAGAAAGAAAAACAGGAAGAAUUCAUUCCUUUGGUGAAGUUUCUCCCACCAAGAGUUCAGUGAAUGGAACAGAAAAAAAGACAGGACCCUGCUUUAAGAUCCUGGGAGAAAAAUCUUCAAAGGAACAAAAAAAACGUAAUAAAUGUUUAUGCUUGAUACAAAAAAUGGUAUCUGAUGUUAACAAUUGCUGGAGGAAAUUUUUGAACAUGAAUUCCAAUGGGCACUGAAACAACUGUGAUGCCACAGAAGUCCCACAAUUUGAUGAACUUUCACUUUCAUUCUCCAAGUGUUUAUCUGCUCACACUGAUCUAUCUCCAUGCCAGGAGCUACUGUAUUUAUCCUGGCAAAACUAUGGCACCAUAAGCAAGUGACCAUGAAUUCUAUUCAACUCCACUGCAGGCACCAGUAGACAGAAGCAAACCAAUGAAACAGAAGAUGACAAUUCACAAUAAAAGCUACUUGAUAACUACCUGGACCUACCUUUAUUCUGGAACAGAUU
Molecule: messenger RNA, 1068 nt
Organism: Dromiciops gliroides (monito del monte)
Lineage: Eukaryota; Metazoa; Chordata; Mammalia; Microbiotheria; Microbiotheriidae
Gene: IL7
Product: interleukin 7
Exons: 7
Coding region: 128-796 (222 amino acids)
Biological process (GO): immune response
Cellular component (GO): extracellular region
Molecular function (GO): growth factor activity; interleukin-7 receptor binding
Source: RefSeq, a predicted model, not a curated record